Trichoderma breve is the source of this 687-nucleotide messenger RNA. RefSeq lists its product as uncharacterized. The coding region runs from base 1 to 687 and encodes 228 amino acids. The transcript is spliced from 2 exons. The record is from RefSeq and is a predicted model, not a curated record. Lineage: Eukaryota; Fungi; Ascomycota; Sordariomycetes; Hypocreales; Hypocreaceae.
AUGGCAGCAGGAGAACGGAGCAAAUCGCCUGGAGGCGAUCGCCAAACGGAACGAGUUCCAUCGACGCCUCUCCUCAAUGCCACGCUCGACUGCCCAUGGACAAUACCCCAUGGACACUCCUUUGACGUCACUCUCAAGGUCUCAUACGAGGGACGAGUCUCCGAUACGCAUGAACUGGAACUCACAGAGCGCUGCAUCAUUUUCUAUACAUAUGAUUUCCAAUUCCCCAGCGGUCUCCGCGAGGGCUUCCGUCUCUGGUGUCAACGACGGUCCGAGACAUCGAUCAGCUCGCAUGAUGACGGCAAAUGGGUUGAAUGCAGCAUUCCAGACGACGAUACUUUCCUGAUCGCCGACGACCCUCCCGUCGACGUGCGGGUAGGCGAUGAUGUCGACAACUUUGUCACUCUCCGCGUGGGUGAGACGUGGACCUUGACGAAGAGCUUUGACUGGGGCUCGCUCCCCGACGACACUGUGCCCGGCGAUGUCUUUUCCCUUAUGUUCCAGGACACCAUCGUGGAUUGGUGGGAUUGGGGGAGCCAAGGGCAGGAGUAUCGAGACACAGUCGUCAAAUUGCCGUGCUGGAUCGUCGGACCUGUUGUCGACCCGGCUGAUAAUGGAGGUCGGCCGCGACUGUUGGUGCCGGGAUCGGCGAGAAGAGUCGAGUUUACAGUAGUCGUAUCAAAUUGA